AUGGCGUCGGCAGAUCUCGAUGACCCUCCCUUCGCCAGCUUCCGGAGACCCGGCACUUCGCAAAACACCCCCAACCCAUAUCGACCGUACUAUAUCCCUCCAUCCAUAGGCCUUCCUCCUGAUGCGGCAUCGCAUGGUCCAAAUGGAACAGCGUCCGGUCGCCCGUUUAGCAAGAUGGGGAAACUGAAUACAGCUCGCAGUCUGUUGUCCGAUCUCGACUAUGGCGACUACCUUCCGGAGGGUUCCCCGUCGCUGGCGGAGAUGGCGAAGAGGUUCAUGGACCAAGCAGUAUGGAACUACACGUCGGUGCUAAUGGCACAACCGUUUGAGGUCGCAAAGACGGUGCUACAGGUGCAUCUGGCCGGAAGUGCAGAUGAAGAAAGUAUGGCGAGGAUGGGAACACCCGGAUCACGACAUGUCCCGAGUUAUAAUGGUCGAUAUCAAGAUUUUAUUCCUUCCGACGACGAUGAUUCUGACAAUGACUCGCCAUCUUACUUCACCUCCACUACCCCGGAGUCAUCUCGUGCCUACUCUCGACCCGACAUGGCCAACUCGAGGUCAAAUUCAAACAUGCAUGGACGACGACCCUCUCAGCCGUCCACCCCCUCAAGGAGUUCCCAAUUCCCUGGUACCAGUGGAUCACGGGCUCCAUCGCAAUCUUCGCGGCUUCAACUGAGUCGUCCGGAUGCUCUCAUACCAGUGUUGACCCAGCUAUGGGGGAAAGAGAGCGCCUGGGGCUUGUGGAAAGCGACAAACACCGCGUUCGUCUACAAUAUUCUGCUCAAGACGAUUGAAUCAUGGACACGAUCAUUUCUCAGCGCACUGUUUAACAUCUCCGACCCUGGGACGGCGAUCGGUGUAGGAGCCAUCGGUGAGGCCGGUAUCAGGAUAGCGCACAGUGCACAUCCGUGGCUGAGCCUAGGCGUGGCCGUCGCUGCUGCAGGCGUCGCUGGUGUUAUCCUCAGUCCACUCGAUAUCAUUCGGAGCAGGCGAGUACACCCACUUAUUGGCCUUGUAUCACUCAUCCUUACACCUCAUACAUCCCCUCCGCGAAACCUUCUCCCUUCGUUAGCAUCCCUUCCUACAUUCGUUGUCCCGACGGCCAUCCUACCGAUCACAUUUCUCCACUCCGCCAUCCCUCCGCUCCUUACCGCCUCGUCGCCCAUGGUGCUUCGAAGCACAUUAUCCAUCGACCCCGUCCUCUCUCCCACGUCCUUUUCAGUCGCCACGUUCGUCACGCAAGUUGCGGAGUUGUUCAUCCGUCUACCGCUCGAAACCGUGCUUCGGCGCGGCCAUGCCCAUGUCCUGAAGGACUGGUCUCUGCUCCGAUCGCCGGCUUCCGAUGAUCGAUACAAGUCCUUCCGAAAAGAACAAAGCGGUCGCCCGUCGAAGGAAGAGAAGCUCGACCUCAUCAUUACGCCAGGCCCGUACCGAGGCGUGCUGGGAACAAUGUGGUAUAUCGCCCGGGAAGAAGGGGUGAGGAUCAAGGUGGCGUCGCCCAGCGUCGCCAAGAAAGGUCCACCGGGAAAGCCGCUAAGAGAGCCGAAGAAGUCCAAGGGCCAAGGUAUGUCUGGCCUUUGGAGGGGAUGGCGGGCAGGAUUUUGGGGGCUUGUAGGUGUUUGGGGAGCAGCCGCCUUGGGAGGCGGAGGAGGAGAGUUCUAA
Molecule: messenger RNA, 1662 nt
Organism: Eremomyces bilateralis CBS 781.70
Lineage: Eukaryota; Fungi; Ascomycota; Dothideomycetes; Eremomycetales; Eremomycetaceae
Exons: 3
Coding region: 1-1662 (553 amino acids)
Source: RefSeq, a predicted model, not a curated record